This is a messenger RNA of Carassius gibelio (silver crucian carp), 4849 nucleotides long. RefSeq names its product WD repeat- and FYVE domain-containing protein 4. Gene Ontology annotation, molecular function: protein binding. The record is from RefSeq and is a predicted model, not a curated record. Lineage: Eukaryota; Metazoa; Chordata; Actinopteri; Cypriniformes; Cyprinidae.
AUGUCUGUUUCUGCCAUCCAUUGCCACAGUAAAAGGUGUCAGUGCAGACUUUAUCUCCACAGGAGGACUGGGCACUGACUGCAGAGGCUUCCCUCCUUCAGCUGGCCUGUCUUUCUCCUGCUGGUUUAUGAUCUGUAGGUUCAGCUCAGCUUGUGAAUCCCACCCUGUGCGUCUUCUCACGAUAGUGCGCCACAUGUCUCGUGCUGAGCAGCAGUUCAGCUGCCUGUCUGUCAGUAUCUCUGCCACUGACGGCUGCAUGGUGAUCUCCACUGAGGAGGAACCUUAUCAGUUCUUGGACAUGAUGGAGCCAGAGGAGCAGGUUCCCAACACACUACCAUCCUCAGUGCGGUUUAAAUGUUCCAAACAGCUGAUACCAGGCCAAUGGCACCAUCUUUGUCUGGUUAUGGCCAAAGGAAUCAAGAAGAGCUGUUUUGUAACCGUUUAUCUGAAUGCAACAGUAAUUGGAACAGCAAAGAUUAAAUACAUUCUGCCAUUUCCCGGUCAGUCCGUCUCAAUGGAUCCCUCUGCAGUCAUUGACGUGUGUGGGAUUAUCGGCACUCCAUCUCUAUGGAAACAGCAUGCGGCUCUUGUCUGGCGGGUCGGUCCUACAUACUUGUUUGAGGAAGUUUUGAGUUCUGAUGAAGUGGACACUAUUUAUGGGCAAGGCACCAAAUAUAUCGGUAACUACCUUGCUGUCAGUGCCCAAGGAGGUGAGACAGAUGGUGUUAUGUCUCAAAUCAGGAUAGUCUCCCCGGAGAGGAUUUCCUUUGCCAUAAACAUGGCUGUAUCCGCCAUCACUACAGUAGCAGAUAUUAAAGACGAGUACAACGAGGUAGACUGUCGCCAUAUAGCCAAAGAGAUGGGGAUUACGUCACGUGAUAAUUGUACUCCUGUCUUUCUGGCUCAUAACAUCAGCCAGCACCUCAGUGGAACUGCUCGGACAAUUGGGGCAGCCCUGGUUGGUUGUUUUGGUGUAAGGACGUUCAAGUCAUACAGUGCUGCAAGUAGCUUCCAGUAUAUUGGUGGACCUGCUGCCGUCCUGAGUUUGGUGGCAAUGGCCUCAGAUGACGGCUCCUUGUAUGCUGCGAUCAAAGUUCUGCUCUCUGUUUUAGAGACGAAUCCUGUGAUGGAUCAGGAGAUGAAACGGACCAAUGGCUACAAGCUCUUGUCCUUCCUGCUGAAGAUGAAGUCUAAGCUGAUCAGCAGCAGAAUCUUCCAGCUAAUUAUGGCCAUAGUUGGCACAAUGGAGCUGGGCAUUUUCUCUGUUCGCAUUCCAAACAUCACUGCCUUCCAGGACAUCCUCUGUGACUUUGAGGUGUGGCAGAGUGCUCCAGAAAAUCUUGACAUUUGUGUUUUAAAUCAUUUCGUUGAAAUCCUGAAGUCACCGAGUGGGAGUCAACAGAAUGCUGAAGUCAUGCACAGACUCCACAUUAUGAGCAGACUCCUGAUCCUGCUGCAUGAUAACAAUGUGACCUGCAGGAAGGUGUCCGUUAUCUGCACCAUCAUCAGAUCCCUCCUCGAGGAACAUUUCAACACCACAGACAUCAAGAGGCUUGGACUCUUCCUAGUUCAUAGUCUUUUGCCUCCGACUUUGAAUGAGAAAUGCACUUUCUCCGAUUUGGAUUUUGAUGAUCAAUCACAAGGCUGGAGUCAAACCCCUGGGAGAUCAGUUUGGAUCAGGAACCAGUUGCUCUCUAUGCUGUCUUCUCUAAUCAUCUCAAACAAUUCAAGCAUUAACCAUGAAGAGGUAUUCUCCGCAUUGGGAUCCGAUUGGUUCCUCCUAUUCUUACAGAGCCACAUCCAUACCAGCACAGUGCUGCUGGUGCUCACACUGCUUACUCACUUCCUAUCAUAUCCAAGCAUCCUGGCCAAGUUUAGAGAGGGUGUGUCACCAGGAACAUUAGUGGAGACCAUGGAGAUGCCCAUCAAUAUCACAGAUAAUCUGAAGUCUCGCUCAUGGUCGUUUGAAUGUUUGAGCUGUAUCUGCCCGGGGUUUGAAGUCCUGCAGAAGCUUCUUGUCAGCCACAUCCACCUGCCUCAAGUUUAUGGAGCUAUUGCUGCACUGCUUCUAGGAAAAUCUGAUUUCCAGGUUCCUCCUGGGCAGGUGGAUGUUGACAUGAUGCUUCAGAGUUUGAUUGACGGCUGCAGUGAUAGAUCUGAGGGCGUUCAGCUAUGUGCAGAUGCAGCUUGUGUUCUUUUAGAGUUGAUUAAGGUUGUCAUUGCUAAGCCUGUAACAGGAAGUGCUGAUGGCUGGGAAGUGCAUUACCCGGGUAGUGUGAUGCAGUUUCUCUGCCUGGUGAACAGUUUGUUUCCUCAAGAUCCUCUCUGGACCUCCCCUGAUUUCCUAAGUUCACUGGCCAGUGCUGUUUUCCCCUCUGAAACCCCAGAGAGCUCUGCAGGUGUCCAGGGUAUCAAAGAAAGUGGAGAAGUGGUGGGGGAGCCCCUCUUGCUCCGUCCCUCCCACCCAGGCAGGAAGCAGGUGUGUGACUUCAUCCGCAUCCUCUUGAUGGACAGCCUCAUUAACAUUCCUGUCAAAGAUGGUUUUCAUCCUUUAAUACAACUAGUAGAGUUUUCCCCGGAUGGUGUCUGUCAAGAGCAGAGGCAGAGUUUUCAGACUGAACUCCUGGAGUUUGUGAUGAACAUCAUCCACAUGACAGGACAGGAAGAGGGCCAGUCUACUCACGUGACCAGAGAUGAUCCAUCCAGGUCCAAGCAGGAUGGUAAAGCUGCUGUUUUGGUUGAGAAUGUGGCAUUCUUCAGUAAAAUGCUAGUGGGAAAACUCUACUCUGGAAUGUUUGUGGUAGAGCCAGAGAAUCUCCUGGUCUUCAUGGCUGAACAGAUAGCAAUGGCACUGGAGAGAGGUCAUGGUAAUCGGGAAAUAACAGUCAGCGUUCUGUACAAAAACCUGAACCGAGCCCUUCUUUACUUCCUGUCUCGGCCCAGACAGACUCCAGCUGAGCAGGAACUCAUCGUUCAAACACUUCGCUUGUUACAGCAGCACUGGGAUGUGAUCAUGGCAACAUACAAUGCCAAUGUCCACUUCAUCAUCUGUCUCAUGCACUGCCUCGUACUUAUCCGCUCUGGCAGUUUUCUUGAAGGGUUUGGCUGCGAAGUCCAUAAAAAACCUACAAGAAACAUCUGGAGGCACAUUUUUCUACACAAGAACAACCGGGUGAUGUCACAGACUAAUGUUACAGAUUCAGCAGAAGUAGUGGAGUCGGAGCUGAUGCUGCUUGUGGAAAGCACCUGGAAUCGAGUCAUGAGGGAGCGGAGACAGGCACUAGAGGAGGCAUAUAAAAUCGACCUCUCUGCUAAGCCGGGCAGCAAGGAGGGCCAGGUUUCUAUGGGUGAUGUGAGCCCUCUGUGGGAGGAGACGGCCAUGAAAGCUUGGCAGGUCUUUAUAGACUCUCAGAAGAAAAAAGCAAAUAAUGGUCACCAGAAGAGGGCAGGACUUCUCAGCAGUGCGUUGCAGUCUGUUCAGAAGAGGUUUGGGAAGGAUCCAGUCUGCACUCCUGAGGGGUUUGUCUUAGACAUGGAAGCACACUGGAAAACUUGUGAGACCAUAUUUGACAGCAUGUUGAGGAGUCACGCACAGAUGAUGCAUAAUGAGAAUGAUCGUAUGGCCAUUCAGUGGCUAAGAAUAGAGGAAGACUUGCUCAGAGAGAGGGGUCUCUUUGGCCCUGGUCCAGGAGUCUUCCUCAAACGAGGCUGGGUGCAGAACACCGCAGAGGGGCGCAACCGCACACGAUCCCGAAUUCGCAGACAGCAGCUACAUCGAUCCAAAAAGAUGCCAUCACUGACCUCAGGUCUCAUUCAGAAGAAUUUUGUUGAAGAAAUCAAAGGAGCUACAGAAAUUAUUGAGGCUGAUUCAGACCCCAGGAUCCUGUGCGAGCCAAGCCGGGAGGUUGAGGAAGAGCACAGUUUGGACUGUCAGCAAUUGACCUUUUUCCCUGUCCUUAAUGAGGCCUCACCUCUGCCCGAGGAUUUCUCAGAGCAGUGCAUGGAUACUCAACUCAUACUGAAGGAGCUGGAACCCACUGAAGAGGUCAAAGCAAAACACUGUGUGGUGGUCGUCAGUGGUCACAUAGUGACCGAAGGAGUGCUGUUGUUUGGCAAAGCUGACCUCUACAUAUGUGAGGGCUUCACAUUGACCUCCACUGGAGAUGUGUGCUGUAGAAUCCAUCAUCAGACCAAUGUGAGAGACUCAUAUAUUUGCAAUAUGAUGACUAAAGAGAAAAGCUCAGUGAGCCCAAACUGCAAACGCUGGUCAUAUGAUGACAUCAAAGAGGCCAGUUUCAUGCGCUUUCUGCUUGAGGACAAUGCCCUGGAAAUUUUCUUAAAGAACGGAACUUCAGUUUUCCUGGUAUUCUUCAACAAUGACCACGUCAACGCAUAUAAAAGGCUGUGCUCUGUGGUCUCCUCAUUAAAGGGAAGGGGAGAAAUUGUACUUAAUGUGAGAAAGAUGGCAGCAGUUGAGAAGACUGCCCUAAUUAAAUGGCAGAGAGGAGAAAUCAGUAACUUUGAAUACCUUAUGCAUUUAAACACACUUGCUGGGCGGACAUACAAUGACUUGAUGCAAUAUCCUGUUUUUCCAUGGAUCAUUGCUGAUUACGAAUCAGAGACUCUGGAUCUGUCCUGCCCUGCUACAUUCAGAGAUCUGUCCAAACCAAUGGGAGCUCAAAAUGAGAAGAGGAGAGAGAAAUUCAUUCAGAGAUACAAUGAGGUGGAAAACAAUGAUGGUGAUCUGUCAGCUCAGUGUCAUUACUGCACACACUAUUCCUCAGCAAUCAUAGUGGCCUCGUACCUGGUGAGGAUGGAGCCUUUCUCCCAGACCUUCCUCCACCUGCAG